This is a messenger RNA of Leishmania braziliensis MHOM/BR/75/M2904, 1482 nucleotides long. NCBI's taxonomy places the organism in Eukaryota, Euglenozoa, Kinetoplastea, Trypanosomatida, Trypanosomatidae. The record is from the annotation of a RefSeq genome assembly.
AUGGACGCAACGGAGAAAGCGGCAAAAGCGCUUUACCAGCAGGGCGUACGCAAGGGCGACGUUGUGUGCCUCUGCGUGUGUAACACAAUCCUGUAUGGCCCGCUGGUGUACGGCACGUUGCACCUUGACACGGUUGCGUCAAUGGUGAGCACCAUGACUGAUGUGUCAACGCUGGCAUAUUACCUUAAGACUAACAAUGCGAAGGUGGCGCUGGGGAUGCGCUUUUUUCAGAAGCAGCUUGCAGAGGCCGUGGCUUUAGUUGAACAGGAGAUUGAGCGGAAGAUAAAUGUCUUGUACCCAGAGGAGCUCUACACGAAGGCAGAUGCUUCCGAGAUCCCUGCAGAAUACGACGGACUGAAGGACGCCACGCUGGAUGACACUGUGGCCAUCGUCUUCUCCAUCGGCACGGGCGUCGCUCCAAAGGGUGUGUAGCUGACUAACCGUGCUCUCAUUGCAUCUUCAGAGCAGUCUGCCAAAGCGUUCGGCGUUGGCUCGGAUAACAACGUCAUCGUCGUUCUUCUGCUUUCUCACGCCUUAGGAUUCUCUGCGUGUAUGAACUGCAUGUUUGCCCACUCCUCCACGCAGGUGGGGAUGACAAAGUACAAGGCGACAAUCAACCUUGUCGCCCCGCCGAUUCUCAUCUCGCUGCUCAAGAACGAAGGCCUGGUGAGGCAACACGACAUGUCGUCGCUAAAGCACUUCUGCUGUGGUGCAGCCCCGCUCGGCCCCGAGACGAUGGAGGCAGUGGAGAAGAUGCUGCCCAACGUGUCCGUGACGCAGGCCUAUGGCAUGACGGAGAUGGCGCCGGCCGUGACUGUGCCCAAUGGGCUGAAGCACAAGGUGCCGGGCUCCUGCGGCACGCUUGUGGGCGACACAGAGCUGCGCAUCGUGAAGGUUGAUGACACCCAGCAGAGCGGCACCGACAAGUCUGCCGGCAUCGACGCAGAUCCUGGGGCAGAGGGCGAGGUGUGGGUGCGUGGCCCGCAGAUUAUGAAGGGCUAUUUGCACGAUGAGGACACCGCCUUGUGCAUGCAGGAUGGCUGGUACCGCACCGGCGACAUCGGCAGGUUCGACGUCGAGUCUGGCGAGCUCGUCAUUACUGACCGGCUGAAGGAGCUGAUCAAGUACAAAGGCUUUCAAGUGUCGCCGGCUUCUCUGGAGGCACUCUUGCUGACGCACCCGUGGGUGAAGGACUGCAUGGUGAUUGGUGUGCCGGACCCACGCGACGUGAGCUUUGAGAACCCGCGUGCGCUUGUCUCUCUCCAGCCCUCUGUUCCUCCCAAGGACGCCGUCCGUGCGUCAGACGAGCUGUACCACUUCGUCAUGUCGCGCAUGCCGCCGCACAAGCGACUGCACGGCGGUGUGCGCAUUGUCAAUGAGGUGCCGCGCAGUGCCAUCGGCAAGGUGCUGCGCCGUAAGGUGCGCAAGAAGGAAAUGGCACUGCUGAAGGAGCAGAACAGCGGUGAUGAUGGAAGCAGCUAA